GGAAAUCGUGUUUCUCAGUUUUGAGAUCUUCGGUCAGUUGCGGUUCAUACUCAAGUUAAGUUUCGAACAACAAAGAUGCAGCGAGCAGCAAGCAGAAGAUCCGAGUCCUCGGAACAGGAAAUGGAUGGACUUGCUGAGGCUGAGUUGGCAAAGUUACAGCGUCAAUAUCGAAUCAUGGACGGCGAUAGAAAGGCUUACUGUGAGGAAUCCCAAAACAUUAUUCGAAGACAAAGGGCACAGAUAGCAUCACUUCAGGAAGAAAGAGAAGAAAUUCAGACUAAUCUGCUUUUAGCCCAGUCUGCUCAAAACACGAAAAAAGAUUCCAACAACAUGGAAGAGCUUUGUAAUCUUUUGUCGGAGCAAGAUUCUUAUGAAAGAUUAAUUAAGGAGGAGACUGAAGCUGUUCGUGCCCUGGAUACUGAGAUACGGCAAAUUGAAACUAAGAUUAACACCCAGCAUAAAAGCAUGGGAGGGGUUCAUUCCAGCCACUUGAGGCAUGUUGGUACACAAAAGCAAAUACGAGUUCUUGAAAAUCGACUUGACAAAGCAACUGUGGAGUUCAACAAACUUCUAACAAGCAACUCUAAACUGAGAGAGGAAAUUGAUCAUUUGCGUUCACAGAGAGCUGUGUUUGAUGGUCUGCAUAAAAAGUUAACAAAGGAACUGGGUGAUCAGAAACGUGUAAUGGGAGAAAUUAUUGAACAAUCUACCCAGGCUUAUGACCAACGGGAUGACGCACAAGCCAAAAUGAUGGCUCUUAAGGAAAGAAAUGAAAAAGAUUUAUUGCAAUACAACAUGGAGUACAAGGAGCUGAUGAGAAUAAUUGACCACGAUGCAAAGCUUAAGUUGUUCAUGAAUAUGAAAUCACAAGAACGAAGCGAACUUGAGGAAGAAGAAGCAGCUAAACGACGUGCAGGGGAAGAGGAUAAAGCUGAAAAAACAGCAGAAGAAACUAUGGAGACAUAUCAAAAAGCUUUCGAGAAAAUUCAAGAAGUCACUGGUGAAGGUGACAUCUAUUUGCUUGUCAGUCGAUUUAUUGAGACUGAGGAUAAAAACUUCGCCUUGUUUAAUUAUGUUAAUGAGCUAAACAACGAGUUGGAGUUGAUUCAGGAGCAAAUUGAUGACGUGCGAAUGCAGAUCGAACAGUUCAAAAAUGAAGGAGUCCAACAUCAGGUUGAACGGCAGAACAUCCUGAAAGGACUUGAAGAAAAACUAAGAAAAACCACAAAGGAAGCAGAUAUGUUUGACAAACAACUUAAAGCAACUGAGAAAAUUCUGGAUCAGUUGAAGGCUGGAAUUGAAUCCGUGUUUGGCAAAAUCAACUGCAACAGAUCCACCAUAUCAGAUAUGCUUGGAGAUAAUGAUGCUGUCAACGAGAACAACAUGAUGCAGUAUCUGGGAAUCAUUGAACAGAAAACCAAUGAGUUACUUCAGAUCCACACCUAUCUUCAACUGAAAGAGCUUGAAAAUAAACCUGAGGGAACACCAGGAACUUCUCCUAUUACAACUGCAGCUUUAUUAGGGGGACCGGCAGCUCCUCCCAUUCUUGCUCCGAUCCAUAUCGUUCCUCCAUCAACUGAGGAUGACCGAGACGAUGAUGGUGGGGAUUCAGGAGAAGAGUCGGUUGAUUUUGAUCGACCUCUGACCCAGCAUGAGCUAAAGGCUCGUGUUAUGCGAAAUGUCGCGAAAAAAGACCUCGCUGGAUCAAACGCAGUUGCUGGUACCAAACGUCCGGACAAACAAAUGUCAACGUCUGAAAAAACGCCCCGUCUUUCCGAUGCUAAGAAGAAGCCAUCCAAAUAACUUUUAGAUUAUGCAUUGCACUUAACUGUAGAGUAUUAUUUUUAAAAGAAGCCAUCAAUAUUACGUUUAUGCGAACACCAUACAUUUAGCUGAUGUACAAAGCCAUAUAUAUAUUUAAAAAUGCAACUAAGAAAAAACAUGCACUUACAUUGUUUGUAAAAUCAUUGUCCUAAUAUUAAUUUGUCUUUGUGGAUUGAAAUAAAGUCUUUAAAAAGAA
Messenger RNA from Ciona intestinalis (vase tunicate), 2020 nucleotides. NCBI's taxonomy places the organism in Eukaryota, Metazoa, Chordata, Ascidiacea, Phlebobranchia, Cionidae. The record is from RefSeq.